GCACAAAUAACUAAUUGGAAGGCUUCAAUCGAACCCAGUAGCGAUCAAAAGGCAACUGAUUUGGAUAAAUAUAUGACUAUGUUAAAAGGAAAGGUUCAAGGCACGAUAGUCUUUUAUUGGGGAACGAAGAUUGAAGCAACACCUACAUGGCACAGUUUUUUGCUUCCCUUCAGCAAUAAUGAGUACGAGAGGACUGCUGAGGUACUAGCUAAACAAUGGGGUGGACGACUUUCAAAUGGUGCUCCGAGAAUUGGCAGCUUUAGCUUCCAAGAUGGAAAAAACAAAAAUAGAUGGAACAAAGAUGAGGUAACGUCUUUAAAGUUGGAUCCCUCCCAUAUCUGCUAAUAGGUAUCAUUGGGGUCAAGAAGUCGGAGCAGGGGACCAUAUGUAGGUUGAGAAUAGGGUUGUCGAUUCGGAACCGAACCGAAGAACCGAGAUUUUUCGGUUCGGUUUCGAAGAUUUUCCAAAAACCG
This is a messenger RNA of Meloidogyne enterolobii, 473 nucleotides long. The record is from the annotation of a GenBank genome assembly. NCBI's taxonomy places the organism in Eukaryota, Metazoa, Nematoda, Chromadorea, Rhabditida, Meloidogynidae.